This is a messenger RNA of Acanthaster planci (crown-of-thorns starfish), 4782 nucleotides long. RefSeq names its product MFS-type transporter SLC18B1-like. Gene Ontology annotation, molecular function: transmembrane transporter activity. The record is from RefSeq and is a predicted model, not a curated record. Gene Ontology annotation, biological process: transmembrane transport. NCBI's taxonomy places the organism in Eukaryota, Metazoa, Echinodermata, Asteroidea, Valvatida, Acanthasteridae.
CACGUUUGAUACGAAGAAACGGAUGAAGCAAGCCGGUGGUGUGGUGUGUCUGAGCGUGGCCGGGGGAAUCAAGAUUUAGGUCUUACCAUGCCCCUUGACACGUAACCCGUGACCAUGUGGAGGACUAAGUGGUUCCAGUUUGCAGUGAUGAGCGCCCUCUACAUGGCCGUCUGGCUGUCGUGCUCAAUCAUCGCUCCUUUCUUUCCACCAGAGGCAAUCAAGAAAGGAGCCAAUCAGACGGCAGCUGGUUUCGUUUUUGGCGCGUUUUCGAUGACAUCAUUCCUAAUUGGAACGCCGUUCGGUCGAGUUGUCUCGAAGGUAAACGUUAAAGUCAUGUUUCUUAUCGGCGCAGGACUGUGUAGUUGUACAAACAUCAUAUUUGGCCUUCUCGAUAAGAUCCAGAAUGGUACCCUUUUUGUAACGUCAGCACUAUUCAUGCGCGCCAUGGAGGCAGUGGGCUCGUCUGCUGCCAUGAUUGCUGCCAUGGCAAUGGUUGGCGGGAAAUACCCCGAGAAUGCACCUCAGAUGUUAGGUCUGUUGGAGAUGUUCUCUGGAUUGGCGUUUAUGAUGGGACCAAUGAUUGGAUUGAUACUUUAUCAGGCAGGUGGUUAUGGGCUUCCGUUCUUCUCCCUCGGUGGACUGUGUCUGCUACUUCUUAUCCUCAACGUCGUUGUUCUGCCUACCAAAGCGUUCGUCAGACCUAAAAUUGGAGAAAGCUUUGCGAGCUUGCUUCGCAUUCCUGCCAUAUGGCCCAUCGCCCUAGCCUUGCUUGUCAGCACAGCCACCCAAGCCGUCUUCAAUGUCGGAAUCGCCUACCAUACCCAAAAGGCGGGCCUAUUAUCAGCGGAUAAUGCAGGUGUCGUUUUCUUCAUUCAAGGUGGUUCCUACGCCCUCUCAACUCCGGUGUUCGGUUGGAUGCUUAAUAAAUUGUUGAGGUACUACUUGGUAACAACUCGUCUCAUGCUCAUUUUUGGAUGCGCUGUUCUUGCUGUCUCAUUUUUAAUGAUUGGCCCGUCUCCAUGGUUACCAUUUCUAACAAGUAAUCGCUACAUUCUAAUUGUGUCAUGUACCCUGAUUGGACUGUCUAUGGGCUUGGUUUGUGUACCCAGUAUCAUGGAUAUGGUCUUGAGUGCAAAGUGGUACGGAUUGCAGGGUGGUGCAGCAACGUAUGGAAUGGCAUCGGGUGUAUUUCUCAGCUGUUUUCACUUAGGCUCCUUCUUGGGGUCGACGGUAGGGGGCGUCCUCAUCGAUCGCUACAAGUUCGAUUUGACAGCGAGUGUUUUUGCCAUGUGCGUUCUGACAACGGCUGUUUUCGUGGCUGUGACAUUUGCAUGGGAGUAUCAGUGCGGGAAAGGGAGAAGAGAACCUUGGAAACACCACCCAGUGAGCAAAGCGCCGAUCGAAGAGACUGCAGUGUCCCUUUUGUCACAACCUCGGGACCUAGACGGGCCAGAUGAAAUCUGUGAAUUGGCCUUCUAUGAGCUAUGAGGAGUGUCACUGAUCUGUAGUUUUAAAACGCCAGUCGUCGUAAAAAGUGGAACCAUAAUGGAAGAGUUUUAACGUUUGCUGUUGCACACAGUCGCACCAGUUUUUGAAGACUGACACGUUAACGGUUUUGGAAAAUGCUUGGGGUCAACAGUGCCCACGGCAGAUUAUUUGAUCCCCUUCAUUUUUCGUCCUCUUUGCAGGCUGAUGUCCACAAGUAUCGUCACCAGGUUUAAGUAAAAUGUGGCGUAUGCAGAGCACUGUGGACAGACUUGCAAUGACUGCGAUCCUUGCACGUGACGCAUGCGUCGUGCGCAUGCACAAGUAGGCCUAGAUGCUCUUAAAAUGCUAUCUAAUAAGACCGCGCGGAAAUGAAAUGUCCCAGGCGACCCUAGCUCAUGCUUGUACAGGACACAAGGCCGGCGCUAAUUAUUCUCCUCAAGUUAUACGUCAUAAGGAAUACACCAACUAGAUACGAGUUGACUCUUUAAGAUCAGAUUUGACAAAUAUAUUGAGGAAAAAUGUUCAUAAAUCUCCUGGAGAGAUCCCGAGCGCCUGCAUGAUUUUCUGCAUUGUGCCUGCUGCAGGCGUUUGCGCUGUCGGUUUACGUGAUGGGGCUUUGUCGAACAACCCGACCGUUUACCAACUUGACUUCCCUAUAAACAUUAUUGGGGGGGGGGACUUUACUAAUCGUUAAAUUCUGGUUUUGUUAAGUGGGGGGAUUUCAAUUUAUUCUUAUGGUUUUGGGAAAUGUUUUAGGACUUUUUCAUUGGGGGGAUGAUAGCUUUGCUUAGUAACUUUUUGGGAGGGUGUACUUAAUUAAUAAAAUGUUUCUGGUCUUUUCUUAUUAUAUUUUUAGGGGGGAUGCGGUCGCUUUCCUUAUUAAUUUUUUUUGAGGGGGGGAGUUACAACUUACAUUACUUUAUAAACUUUGAAGUAAAUGAAAGCAUGACAUCACUCCAUCAUCACAGUGGACUGCACGUUAAAGAUUCCGAAUUGUGUGCAACGACGGCUGGCUGGCCAAGUUGACCCAGCGCCAGUUGCCUGACUGCGCGCGCACAUGCACGACGUCGACGCAUCUAACAUUAUUAUCACCCCACCGGCGUGUAGGGAAGGCAGUAUAGCCCAAAUGGCAAAUUAAGUGACAAACACAUGACUAGGAAAUCAAAUUAUUGUUCAAGUUAAUUAUAAUAAUUGCAAGCUCUGGUUUCUGGUAAGGUGCGAGUUGUCUCGUACGCGAUGGUACUACGAGUAAGUGUUGUUCGAACUAACACGGCCCGAACGCCGUUGGAUGGUUUGAACCAAAGGUUUGAACUGUCUGGCCGACCAUUUUGGACCAGGCCCAGGGGUACGGUCGCACCGCUGGUCAUCAACAGCUGAUUUCAUUUAUCAUUACAGCUGAAACAUUCCCAUGAAAAUAACUGUACGAGAUUUCACGCUGCGAGAAUCGGAGACAACGGUGAAAUGCGAGUAACGACGAGAUUUCAAAAAUUGACCAACUGGGGUCGUUCGAGAGUAACAGAAUUUGGCAUGCGCGUGUUACAAAGCAAUUGACUUUUGGCCGAACUAAAGUGCGUGCCCAAACUUGCCCCUCGGUUUUCUUCCUGGGAUGACAUCACAAUUGCUCAUGAAUACGGAAACAUCAUUAGCAUAAACCAAAAAAGGUAGUAAAAUGCCCUUUGAAAUAGGGAAACAAACAACAAUUGAAAAUAAGGUUAACUGAGACACAAAGGUGCAUUUUGAAGGUUUGUAUUAAACCAAAUUGAUUACAGCUACCUUUUAUACACGAACUUGGCCCUCUUGCGUACACAAACAUGCCACCAAUUUGUUUUCAUUAAUGUAAACGUAUACAUGUACUGACUGAGACAGGCACAAGGCCGAAAGGGGUCCCUUUCCCUUUCCCAAGGAUGUCCAAGUCUUGUAGAGGCUCGGUUAGUUAAGUUUAGGAUGUUAUGGAAAACAGGUUACAAAGAUUUUCUGAGUUGGUGUACAAUAAGAAUAAGGCCUACUGUUCAAGUACUCGAUCCAUUGAUUUCUACGAUACUGUUUUGCUGUGUGUCCACAUUAUAACAAAGUGUUGUCGAAUACUUCACUCAAGGAUAGUUCUCUUAAAAUGACGGAAUGCUAGAGGCCGGUUUUAUAGUACAUGCAUAAAAAUACAUUGUGGCAUGCCGGUCUAUUUAUGUCUGAACUAAGUCCCCAGGCUCACUAUCUACAGGAGUCUUUAUUGAAAUAUUUUGGGCGUCAAGUUCGUCUGUGUGGUUGAAUUUGCCCAUUAUUUCAGGAUCAGUGAGCCUUUGGAAAUCACAGGUCACCUUCCUGUCGAUUUCUUAUUCUUUUCGAGGCAUUUCACCCUUUUUGUUAGGUUGUGCGCACACCUUAACAGGGUAAAGUAUAGUUUCUGUGUUAUAGUAGAAUAUUGAUAAUGCAAACUCAAAGUUUGCAUGAAUUAUACCGAACACGCACAUAAGAAGCAACGCGCCAAAAAGAGGUGGGUCAUUUUCUCUCUUCAAAUAUAGGCCUUGAUGUUCACAUGAGCUAUGUGCCAGCAUUAAAUAUCUGUAAAUCUUUAGUACUGUAAACAUGCAUGUCCGAAUGUACCCGACUUCCACUUUCGUUUCAAAAGAGCUUAUAUAUACAUAACAUGCAGAUCAUAUUGGGGAUUCUUGUGUUUUGAAUUAUUGCAGAUGUAUCACGAGUCACAAUUGUCUACGGUUUAAUACUUUUUUAUCAUUUCGUUAUGAAUAAUUUUAAUACUAGGCGUCACAUUUUUACAUUAUCGGUUCAUAUUUCUGAUCACAGUAUUUGCUUUGAAAAAUGAGCAAUGCAUUGAAACACCGUGAUUUGCCAUCCUUUACGAUGAGGAGCUAGUACUAACUAUGUAAACGACAAACGUAACCAAAUGAAAAACCCCCAAGUUUUUUUCGCCCGCCGAAUUUUGCACUGAAUUAACGCUGUCCCUAUCAUUGUUUUACGCAAUAAAACAUGCGCACUGAGGAAACUUUUUUUUAGAAGCACACCGGUAGCUGUUUACUAUAUGAAGGAGGCAUAGGCACACCUAAUGGCAAAAUCGAUAUGACGAAGGAAUGGGAUACAUGUAAAUGGUGUAAUCUCAUUAAGAAGCAGCUACAGUUGUGCUCAAAAAUAUCCAUGUAUCCCCUUUUGAAAAUAACAUACCUUUAUAAAUUCUUCAUGUGUAAAAGCUAUUAUGUUGGUACUUCCACUAUAUCUUUUGUCUAUUUGUUGCAGUACACGAACCCACAUGUGUGUUGGCUAAACUUCAUUUGCAUAACAGAU